UCUCUUCAGACGAUUCAUCAUUUUCUGUUGCUGUUUCUCCGAGUGCCUUUAUCCUCUCAAAUCGAUUUUUAUAAUAGCGCAACGAGUAAUAUGGUGCCAGAGCACGGUUCGUAUGCCAUUUACACCGUAUUUUCAAUCGAUCCUCGUCCACAUAUUUAUUGUACAGUUUCAUCGCGUCACGUUCCAUUUGUCGGUAGAUUUGGUUUUGUUGUUGUUUUGAUAGUUGUUCGAACGGUUUGUCCACAUUCAGCAUCUUUCGAGGCCAACUUUUUUCAACGCCAUAGCACACAUUACCAUGGUAUAGUUCAACGCGGCAUUGGAAUUUCCCGCAAAUAUCCACACAUUCCUUUGUAGUAAGCGGUGGAAAAUCAAUCUAAUGAAAUAUUCGUUGUUGAAUUAUUUUAGAAUUUGAAACAAAAAAAACUUGUAAUUUCCAUGAACAAAUUUUGUGUUCGUGCCUCAUCUUCGUCAAAAAAGGCAUCCAAUUGAGCUUGAUUCAAUUUGCCGAGAUUCGAUAGAUGCCAUGGUCUAAACUUUGGGUCAUUCCAAUCCGUUUCUUCUAGGAACAUAUUCUUCUGAAGGGAUCCAAGCAUACAGAUACACAAAAUUGCUGACAAUUUUCAUUUUCAAACACCAUGUUUGCUCCGAUUCGAUGGCAAACGUUUUUUUAAAUUGGGGCAAGAACAAUCGUCAAAUAAUUUGCUUCAAAUUUUGCGAAUGGUUUGGAUCUACACUACCAACUGUUCUAGUAAAUAGAUUCAUUGAUUUAUUUGAAAUUUGAAAUAUUCAUCUUCCAAAGUGUGAAAUUGAAAUGAUUUAAAAACGAAGAAUUACAUUUAGAUUCCCAAUGAAAGUCAAAUUGGAAUUUCUCAUGAGUUGUUUUUUCUGUUCAAAUAUCAUUCAAAUUUGUUCAUAGUUUGAAUUGGAUUUUGGGAAGAUGUCGCUAGUCGUACCUACGACAAAAAAAGGUUAUUGAGCUCAGCUGAUGUGCUGAAACCUGCAAAUGGAUGUUGUCUAUAUAUUGUGUAACGCAUCAAUUCAGGCGCUGAUACGAAACGAAAAUAGAAGAAAUUCGAUCAGAAAAAAAUCGACCGACAGAAAGAAAACUGUCAUUUUCUUCGCGGAUUGGCCCAAAAAUGUUGAAUCCUGAUCCACCCCGAAACAUGUUUGUGUGUUGUUUGUCUCAAGAAAAAAGCCUUGACAUUGCAUUACCAUUGAGUAAAUCAAAUGCCAAAAAGAGACAAAAAAGACAACCUAUCACACUACACUUAGCGUUCGAUGGCUGCGUAUCGGUCUCUCUCUCUCUGUGUUCAGCUAACUCGCUGUUACGAAUUUUACGUCGUAGUACUCGACAACAAUCCGAAUGUUCGAGCAAUGGCGCUGCGCGUGUGUGUGGUGCUGCUGCUGCUACGGCAGCAUUUGUUAUCUCUGUCUGAUGCGAUGUUGUUGAACGCAGGACAGUGGAGAGGGUAAUAUGUGACGGAUCCGAGGCUGAAACAGUAGAAAACGAAACAACAUUUGUCUCAUUCACGCAACUUUGUUUCUCUUACGUUUUUAUUAUUAUUCGAUGACAGAAUAAACACAAUUUUGUUAUUGACUGUAUGCAUACAUACGACUUACACAUUCUACAAUGAUGUGAGCAUAAACAUUACAGCGUAUUACUUAACAAGAAAGACAAAAUCAAAGACAUCCAGAAAAAGCGAAAAAAAAGCGAUUCUAAAUAAUAAACCAUCUAAAUAAAGUUGAAAAUUCAUCAAGUGCUGUUGAUGAAUUUAUUUAUUUUUUCGUGAAUUGAGCUGCCAAAAAAAUCGGUAAAAGAGUUCAGUGUGUGUAAAAUAAAGUGAAAGAAAAGUAUAUCAACAAGAGUAAAAGAUAGACAGAGAUUUGUAUGUGGAUGAAAAUAGGCGUUUGAAAACUCAAUGCUGAAUCAAACAAAAAUAAGUAUAAAUGAAAGAGCGAGCCAGAGAGGGAGAAAAAAAACCAAAUAAUAAAAAGAGAGUAUAAGCCAACCAAGAAUAUUUGUCGGCAAAGGAAAUUGCGCUAUUGAGAUAAAUGGUACACUACGUAUGAAUUGACAAUGUAAAACAGCGAAAAUGAGUUCAUGGAAUUCGAAUGGAAGAAAAAAUGAUUCAUAAGUGGUGAACAAAAUGACCAACCGAUUGAAAACAGUGAAAUAAAACCGUGAACCAAGCAAUUCUAAUCGAAUCAAAUCAACACUAGAGACACAAAUUUUGAAAAUCAAUUGAUGCAGUGGUAUGUGCGCGUGAAUGUUAUAGUGAUAUCAUCGCCGUGAAGUCACUGCUUCUGCUUAUUAUAUAUAUAUAUAUAUAUAUAUAUAUAUAUAUACAUAUAACACACAAAUUAAUAAUUUGAUCGUCUGAUUUUUGGUAAAUCAUGUUUCGAUCUUUUGCGGAGUUGUUUUGAAAUCGCUACAUCGACUGAUAAUAUUAUAGUUGAUGUCGUGGUAUUGAAACUGGUUGUACCACACGAAAUAGAAACAGAAACAAAAUUCAAUUUAUACUGUUCGAAGGGAAGCGCAUGAAUGGAACAACAGACGCAAAAAUCAACUACAUCCAGAGCAUCGGAAGCAACAACAUCCGUUAUACGUUUAGCCAUCAAUAAUGCCGACAAACUGUUCAAAGAUGUUGAUCGUCAAUUAAGUUUUCCGAAUAUAGACAAUAAACCACCUCUGACAUUGCUGGCAAUUGACAGUCCGACAUCGGCCAGCGAAAUAAAUGAUAGUUCGGAUGGUAUAGCGCAAGCGGACACCACUAAAAUGAUUGAAUCGGACUCGGAUGAUUGCUCGCGCACCGUUUUGGUCGACACAAAAACGCUCAACCGACAAAAGGAGCUCGACGAACGCUAUGGCGGUAGUAACGGACGUGAGGCACGCAAUCGAGCUGAGAAAAAUCGACGUGACAAAUUGAAUAAAUCGAUUCAAGAGUUGGCUGGACGCGUUCGAAAUGUGGCCGGCUCAUCAAAGCGUAUCGAUAAAACAGGCAUUUUGCGGUUCUCAGCACAUGGUCUCCGCAUCGAAUAUGUUUUCAAUAGCAGUGCAAACAGUCCGUGCCAGCUUAGUAUUAAUCAUUCGAGUGCUGAAUCCCUAAUGAAAUUGGUCAAUGGAUUUUUGAUAGCGAUAACGUGUCGUGGUAACAUUGUGGUCGUAACACCGAGUAUUGAACAACAUUUGGGACAUUGUCAGACUGAUUUGCUGGGCCAAAACAUAUUGAACUAUACUCAUCCGGAAGAUCAGGCCUUUUUGAAACAACAAUUGAUACCGAAGAAUUUGGAAAAGCUUUUUGACAGACAGCUGGAAGAUGAGAACGGCGAACCGAGAGCUCGCACUGAAGAGGAGGAAAAGGAAAUUGACCGGAAAUUGAAAGAUGACAAACGAUACUUUUCAAUAAGAUUGGCCAGAGCUGGUCCUCGUUCGGAGGCAACUACAUACGAAACGAUUUCCUUCAAUGGCAGUUUUCGUCGUGCCGAUGCAGCACCUCGUAGCAUGCGAAGCAAUAACUAUCCAGCCGGUUUGCAGAUGCUUCGACGACCACGGUGUGGUCGUGACGACUCAAUUCCAUUGCCUUCAAUCGGUGGAAAUGAUAUUAUUUUGAUUGCGAUGGGCCACAUCGUGAAACCGCCCGUUAUUUACGAUCGUUUAUUCGAAGCCAGCAAAUUUGAAUACAAAACACGUCAUCUCAUUGAUGGUCGCAUCGUACAGUGUGACCAAAGAAUUUCGCUUGUUGCUGGCUACAUGGCGGACGAAGUAUGCAAUUUAUCAGCGUUUACAUUCAUGCAUCGUGACGACGUGCGAUGGGUUAUGGUUGCGCUAAGACAAAUGUAUGACUUCAAUAGUCCAUAUGGUGAGUCAUGCUAUCGCCUUAUGACUCGUACGGGUAGCUUUAUUUACUUGCGAACAAGAGGAUACUUGGAUAUUGAUCGUGAUACGAACCAGGUGCGUUCAUUUGUAUGUGUGAAUGCACUGGUCGAUGAGGAUGAGGGUAAAAAGCUGGUGAAAGAAAUGAAAAAGAAAUUCACCAUUAUGAUCCAAGAGACGGAAAUUACGUCAAACGAACCAGAUGUGCCAGCCGUGGAGAAUCCCGUUCAAUUGGAACGUGCAAUUAUAAGUCUGAUAACAAAUUUACAUCAUAACGAUGUGGUCGGAUCGCCGGAAACGCAAGCCUCAAUUGAUGGCCACGAAAGUGAUACAAAUCGAAGUGUUAAGAGUCCACCCCUUGAAAUUAUACCACCAAAACCAUCAAGUAUAAAAACAUCCAUCGUGAAUAGUAUGCCCGUGGUGAAUGCGACGCUGAGGCAUUUCGAGCGGGACUCAAUGAGCGACACAGAGGAUGAUAAAACCGGUGUAAAAAAGGUGACCAAAGUGGUGCGAACAACAUCGGUGGUGCAACGAAAUGCGAAUGCAAAAGACGACACAACAGCAAACACAUCGAAUCGAAUGAAAACGACGAUAGGCAUCGCCUCGUCGUCGACAUCGUUGUCAUUCCAACCCAAUUCGACAACAAAUUGUAUCGCAGCAGCGCAGCCAAAUCGUACCUCGACUGGAUCGACUGACAUUUCUCCACAUAGUCUUAAAGAUAACGUAACCGUAAAACAAGAGCAACCCGAUUCAUUCGAGGAUUCGCGUGUGCCACCGUUGCCAACCAAUGCUGGGUACUUCGAAAUGAGCCCGUACGAUUCGCAACAGUACAUGGAGGACAUUGCUAGUCCUUUGGAAUGCAAGCCAUUCGAUUUCCUGGGUUUUGACCCGUUGCAAGUACAACAAGCGGAUCAAAGUCGAUUUUUAACACCCGAAACGGCUGCCCAAUACCAAUGCGUCGAUUCGCUAAGAUACCAACAAUACGAUACAGGAGAUCGGGCAAGUGACCAAUCAAAUCAACCCACCAAUGUGGGCGGCAUCAAGCGAAGUUGCAGCUCAGAAAAUUUAAGCACCACGAACAAAAGGCGAUUCUAUGAUGCGUCACAAAAUGGCGGUAAUGUUAGCGAAGACGAUGAAAAACUCCCACUGUCCAUACAUCAGACGUGCAUUGAACAUCUAACUGACCCUGGAUUAGGUCUAGAAGAGACGUUGCCAUCAAGUUUCGACGUACUAAAUGCAUCGUUGAUGGAAAUUAACGAGACUGCGUCCGAACUUCGUGAUCAAGGUACAACAAAUCAGCAAUUAAAUGAAAUACUUGAAGAAGGAAAGGAGCAAAGCCAAAUACUAGACAGCCUUCGGCAGAGGUAUGAAAUUUGUCUGCAAGCCGUACCUGAGACGAUAGACGAACCACAACUUUGUAACAUUGACGAUUGUGAUCUAAUUAGACAGUCGAGAUAAAAGGAACGAAAGACAGCGAAACAAACAACCACCACCACCAUCGCAAGCAACAAGCAACAUUGACCAUAUAAAUCAUUUAAGUCAUUACGUUUCUCCUUAUUCAACAAAUUUCUGUGGCAGCACGACAUAAAUGCACCAGCAUCAAAUGGUGGCUGUGAAAUUGACAACAUACACACACACAACGCACGUCAAACGAUCGAUGACUGUCUAUUUUGAGAACAAGACCUACAGAACGCCAUCUGCAUAUAUAUACACAUAAAAUAAUAUAUAUAAAUCAAUAAACAGAAAUAAUACGUUUUCUCAUUGUCAAUAUGAAUUAAAUGCAUGUGACAGCAAAAAAAAAAAAACCAACAAAAAUUAGAGAAUAUUUUCGGCUAUAUUUCGAUUGUAAACUAUUUUUGAUAAGUUCAUGGUAAACAAACGGGUAAAAAUCAUCAGCUUUUACUACAUAAGUGGAUUAAAAAAAGAAAAGAAAUAUAUUGUGAAAUGUGUCUAAAUAAACAAAACAAAACAAAAAAACUAUAUAUUCGUAAAUGUGAAGAAAAACCAAUUAUCCAGAAAUAAAAUCGAAAAUGUAAUGAAAAUCUGCUUGGACGAAUUGGAUGUGAAUGUGUGAUGUACAACGGUGUAAUGUGUGUGUUUACAUUGUCUCAAUGCCAGACGCUCACAUACACACAUCGAAAAACGGUACAAAAUCGCUGAUUAACCAAUUCAAACAUUCACAUUUCCAUGCAAACCACAAAUCCAUUUUCACAAGGAAAAAAAAUCGAUUUGAUAAAAACAAAAAGAAAAUCAUUUUCGAAUUUCGCGCGCUGCUGAAAAUUAAGAGAAAAAUCACCACAAAGUGAAGAAUUAAUUGAAGAGAAAUUAUAUUUUGAUGUAUGUUAAUAAAUUAUUGAUUAUUAUGGUUUUUGUUUUGUAAGCAGAGAGAAAAGGGGCACGCAUGCUUUAUUUUUUUUUCUUGCCAUUGUCCACACAUUAAUGAUAAAUUUAGAUUGUAAUUGUUAUUUUGAUUUUGCAUGCAAAUGCAAAUAAUGUAUAUCUAUCUGGUUUCGAAAGAACGUAGAUCGAACACAGACAGACACACACACACACACACACACACAUGAAAUGGAUGGAAAAUAUGUUUGACGUUGAACAAGAGGCGUACAUUAAAAUCACAUAUUAUAUUUCAAAGAAACUAUGACUAUGGUAUUUUGUUAUCAAAAGAGAAUAGUAAAAUUUUACGUUUGUUUCAGUGGAUUUAAUGGCAUUCGAUGCGACCGAAUGCGGCAGAAUAAGAUACAGAGAGAAAUGAAAGGAGAAAAAAAAUUUUAAUAAAAAAAUACAUGCCACGAAA
Molecule: messenger RNA, 6671 nt
Organism: Sitodiplosis mosellana (orange wheat blossom midge)
Lineage: Eukaryota; Metazoa; Arthropoda; Insecta; Diptera; Cecidomyiidae
Product: circadian locomoter output cycles protein kaput-like
Exons: 10
Coding region: 2543-5332 (929 amino acids)
Biological process (GO): regulation of transcription by RNA polymerase II
Cellular component (GO): nucleus; aryl hydrocarbon receptor complex
Molecular function (GO): DNA-binding transcription factor activity, RNA polymerase II-specific; protein dimerization activity; RNA polymerase II cis-regulatory region sequence-specific DNA binding
Source: RefSeq, a predicted model, not a curated record